This is a messenger RNA of Anthonomus grandis grandis, 766 nucleotides long. RefSeq names its product larval cuticle protein A2B-like. NCBI's taxonomy places the organism in Eukaryota, Metazoa, Arthropoda, Insecta, Coleoptera, Curculionidae. The coding region runs from base 134 to 682 and encodes 182 amino acids. The record is from RefSeq and is a predicted model, not a curated record. The transcript is spliced from 3 exons. Gene Ontology annotation, cellular component: extracellular matrix.
CAGUUUUCGGCUAAUACCGUAGUUAUUCUCGCUUUAAUUUUUGCUCAUAUAAAAGGGCAUACUCACAAUCCGAAAAUCAGUAGCAAUCCAACAAUCAAUCGAAUAUUAACAGCUUAAAAAAAUUACAAUAAAAAUGCCAUUCAAACUCAUCGCUUUUGCUACUCUCGUCACCCUUGCCCGUGCUGGCAACUUACUACCUGCUGCUUACUCAGCUCCUUUGAACUAUGGUAGUCCAGCUCUAGCAUAUUCUGCUGCCCCAGCUGUAGCUUACUCUGCCGCCCCAGUAGCUAAAGCUGUAGUAGCCGCCCCAGCCGAAGAAUACGAUCCCCAUCCCCAAUACAGCUACGGAUACAACGUCCAAGACGGACUUACCGGAGACAGCAAAACCCAAUCCGAAACUAGAGACGGAGAUGUCGUGCAAGGAAGUUACUCCCUUAUUGAAGCUGAUGGUACCAGGAGGAUUGUGGAUUAUACCGCCGACCCGAUCAACGGAUUUAACGCUGUGGUACACAAGGAACCCGCCGCUGUAGCUGCCGCCCCUUUGGCUUACUCUGCUGGUCCAGCAAUUGCUAAAGUGGCCGCCCCGGUUGCUUAUGCCGCCCAGGCUCCUGUGGCUUAUGCUCAACAUGCCGCCCCUCUGGCUUACUCUGCCACCCCAGCUAUCGCUAAAUACCAUUAUUAGAUGUUAAGUGUUUUUGAUUGUUGUUAUUAGUAUUUGUUAUUAUUUGAGGAAAUAAAUGGAUAGAUGAUUCCAAUUAGUUGAAAA